AUGAACAUUGAUUUUUCAAGAAUUCUCGAAUUACUAAAAGAAAUACCAUCUCAUGUUUUUAAACAGAGCUGUCUAACCAUAUUACCUCAAAAUUAAAUGGAUGAAAUCAAUAAGACUAUUCCCAUAUUAAAACAACAUUUAAUCAUAUAUUCCACCAUCUAAGAAAGCUUCCUUAAUAUUUCUAUAUUACUCAUACCUAAUUUACUUGUGAUUGCUGAUCAAUACUUAGUACUAUCUAAUUGUAGAAUUGUCAAGUUGAAAUAAUGCUCCAAAUAUGAUCUUCAUAUUAUAUAACUAUCAAAUGCAACUGGACAUCUAUUGUUAUUCUUCAGUACUAAAUAACAAUAUAAAGAAUGGAUGGCUAAAUUAAAAUCUUUUUGCAAGCUCACUAAUUUUUCAAACAAAUUCUAACUAUUAGAAUAGAUCAUAAAAGAUUAUUAUAUUAUCCAGCAUAAAAAAACCAAGAAGUAUUAUACAGCUUAUGUCCAUUCCAUAAGAGCCUCAUCACCAGUAGACAUUUUACAUAGUGAAAUUCAAACCUUAAGAAGCAUUAAACAUCCAUCAUUAUUAGACUUAAAAUGGGUGUAUGAAGAUCACCAUUACAUAUAUUUAAUAUAUGAAUAUUUUAAGUGUGAGAAAUUAUUGGAUCUCCUAAAUUAAGGUUUGAUUUUGGAUCAAACAUAAUUAGCAUCAGUAUAUUUGCCUUACUUAAUUUUAGAUAAUUUUGUAAUUAUUGUAAUCUCUUAAAUUUUUAAGAAAAAAUAACAUUUAUCAUGGCAACAUUACUCCAAAUAACAUCCUUAUUAAUACCUAAUCUUCAUUUCUUUAACUCUUUAUUGUCAAUAUGGCAUUUAUAAGUCGAAUUGAUUAAGAACCUCUAUAAUAGUACUUAUUAAAUGUCCAUGAGAGUUAUAUUGCUCCUGAAAUUAAGUAAGGUAUUGCUAAGCCAUCAGUUGAAAGCGAUGUAUAUUAAAUAGGGAUUGUAUUAUAUUUUUUGACAUUUUAUAUUCAUUAAAAAAGAAAAGAUGAAAGAGUGGAUAGAAUUUAAUUAGAUUUAAUUGAUAAAGCAGAAGAAUAUUUAUCAUAACUUGAUAAGAAUACUUAAUGUAUGAAUUUUGUAAUUUAAGAUAAGUAUAAAAUGGUUUAUUGUGCUUCUUAAUUAGAUUUAUUGAGAAGAUUACUUGAUAAAAAAGAGAAUAGAAUAAGAUUAGAAGAAGCAAUGAAACAUCAUUGGUUUGUAAAUAUAAAGUAGAAAUUAAAACCAAAAAUAGAACGUAGAAAAUAACAUUUGCCAUCAUUAAAAACAAUAAUAGAAUUAUGUGAAUAAAAUGAAUCUUCAAAAUAUUUUGUGAAAUAAUAGAAAAUAAUAGAUGAGGAAUCUGGUAUUAUUAUAUUUGAUAAAAUACAUAGUGCUUGAAGAGAAUAAUUCUAUAGAAGAGUUGAUGUAUUAAUUAGAGAAGAACCAACAAUCAAAAAGGCCUUCAAAAGAAAAUCAUGAGAAAUUAAGAAUGUUUGAAUAAUUUAAGACCUAAAUAGAAUGUGAUAAAACAAGUUAAUAGAAAUAAUUUGUAUUUUCGAAAAGUAUAAUGUGAUGAAAAG
This is a messenger RNA of Paramecium sonneborni, 1599 nucleotides long. The record is from the annotation of a GenBank genome assembly. NCBI's taxonomy places the organism in Eukaryota, Ciliophora, Oligohymenophorea, Peniculida, Parameciidae.